GAAUGUAAUGAGAGAGUAAACAUGGGAAGUCUCACAAUGGUGGCAGCUGAUCCAGGAUCUCCAAGAUCCCGAAUUGAUGUUAGAGAUAGAGAUGACACAGAGGUGAUAAAUAUUAAAAACUGUCUUAGUGGACUAGGUAUAAAAAUUGCUGGUGGGAGAUCAGCCCUUGGAGCUGACUUUGGAAUCUUUGUCAAGAAAGUUUUAAGUAGAGGUGCAGCUGAUCUUGAUGGACGGUUAAGAGAAGGAGACCAACUUUUAGAAGUAAAUGGGUGCAGCCUGCUCGGAGUAUCAAAUGACAAGGCAAUGUCACUCCUGCGCAGUGCUGCACAGUCUAACAAUGCAAAAUUGCUCAUUAGCAGAGAUGUCCAGGCUAGGCAAGAGUUUGCAAACUUGAUGACAGCGUUAAAUGGUGGAUCCAUGAUAUCAGAUCUCACCAAUGGUUCAACAGCACCUGGAUUAACAAGGAGCGGCAGUUUUGGUAGUUCACGAGCCUCGACUCCCUCGCCAACUAUGGGGAAACGUUCAUGGGUGAUGACUGCUGGGCGGAUGUCACCUCUCAUGGGUGGGAGACAUGGCAGUCCUGUCUUGUCACCCACCAACUCACUGGAUAGACCUUCAGCUAGUCUGCAGAGAAUGUAUUCCAUGGACCUACCAACACUUUCAGUGGGUCCUACUGUGGUUCAACACACCCCUGGGGCUCAGGAACCUCCCUCUUACAACUCCAGUCUCCAAAAGCUGUCCACACCAGCAAGCAGAACACAGUACACCCGUCACCUAAAUGGCAACGCCCAUUCUCCUGACGAACCACCUGAGUUCAAUGGAAGUGGACAUCUAACUGUAGAACAGCAAAGUGUUUCAUCAGAGUUCACUAAUGAUUCUGGUCUGCCUACUGAUAGACAUUCUAAUAGUUCUUCUCCAACAUUUGACCAUCCUGGUGAACUGCAGACCAUUCAGAUUCAGUACUCGACCGGACUUGGGCUGUGUAUUAUCGGCGGAACAAACAGACCUGAGGGGCCACAUAUUUUUAUUGAUGAUAUUAUUGAAGGAGGAGAUGCCCACAAGGAUAGAAGACUGAAAAGAGGUGAUAGGCUCAUCUGUAUAAAUGGAGAAACUCUUGUUGGAAUUACCCAUGAGCAAGCAAAAUCUCUUUUGACAAGACUCAAACUGAGAGGACAAGACACAGAAGUAACAUUUAUUCGAGGUGGUCAUAGACCAGGAAGUCAGACACCUAACGGCUCAGCAAGUCCAGCACACAACAGUCCCAGAGGGAACUCCGAAAAUGGAUUUCCAUCGGCACAAAAUUUUCAUCUGAAUCUCAGUGGGUUAGACAACUUAAGCUCUCCACCUUCAUCAAGCAGAUCAUCCAGAGCAAGUGAACCUGAUUUAAGUAACACAGAUGUUUUUAUGAAAGAACUGUUGGUAGAGGGUUUAAACCAAUCAGCAAGGAGUGAUAGUAGGGAAAGUAGCUUAAGUGUCGAAACUUUCCAAGGAAGUCCGCAAUCGCAGGUAUCACCUCCUGCAUUAUCAGAUUCCCAACCAGCUGUUAUGCAACCAACUUCGCAUCCAAUACAGCCUGUGGGAGGUGUUAGGAACCAUUCAGUGAUGCCUAAUUCUCACCCACAGCUAGUUAAUGGUUUUUACCCAGCACCAAGUGCAGUCCCACAGCGAUUGUUUGGUAGUUUUCAGCCAGCUAUGUCAUCUACACCAACAACAGUUGAUAAUGUACCUAAUGGAUUUCCUGGGAAUGUGCAGCAAGCUCCAUGGAAUUCUUCUCCUCCCUAUGUGAAUGGAGUUCUUGGGAGCCAACCCCAGCUUAAUCAAACAUCUAUUCCAGUUUCUGGAAAUGGAGCAGGGCCUACCGCUGUCAUACAACCUCAACAACUACCACUUAGUUCACUCCACAUCAGCCCCGUACAGACAGCAUUUGAACCCUCGUCAGUCCCUUUCUACUUACAACAAGAUCUGGAAGCCCUCCAGCGAGUUGCACAACAGCACGCUUCACCUCCUUCAGGUCAGCAGUCCAGUCCAAGGCCUGUGAAUGAACAGCAGUCGCUCCUGACCACAACAGCUGCGGCUGGGAGCAUAAGGGCCAGGCGACAUGGGCGCGGCAGCCGGCGACUGUCACUGGACCCUCAUACCAAGUUAAGGGUGGAAAAAUUGGAAGUGGCUUUGAGGUAUUUAGGAUUCUCUCCAACUGAAGACCAACAGCGUGAAUUGAGGCAAAGAUUACCGGCAGAUCAACACGGCUUUGUGUCCUAUGGAGAUUUCGUGAACGCAGCCAGACAGGUGUUGGCCUUUCAGUUAAAUGAUCAUUCUCUGAGUACUUCAGCAGUGCAAUUCGCAGUACAAGAUGUUAAUGCAGCAACUGCAACGACCGAAAUGGAAUCAUACGAAAAGAUGCAGCAACGAUCACAGCUUGCUUCAUUAGAAGCAAAGGCGAAGCAGAAUGCUGAAGAUGCUCAGCGGAUACGGCGAGAAAGAGACGAAGCGUUACGUGAGGUGCAACACCUAAAGAAAUUAUUAAAGAAGAAGGAGGAAGAUUGUCUGACGGCUGAGGAGGAACUCAUGAAAGCACGAAGGGAUGCGCAAGGUCUGUUAGAAGAAAGUAGAUCGCUCGAGAAGAAAGUUUAUCUGGCAUCUGAAGCCCAAAAAGCCGCUAAGGAUGUAGAACAAGACUAUGCGGAGGUAGUAAGACUUCUAGAGAAAGAACUGGAUACAUACAAAGCGAAACAGGCGGAACCAAAACCUGAUGCGAAAGAACUCCAAGAGUUACAGAAGAGACUGGUUGUUCUCGGCUGUCAACUUCGGAAAGCCGAAGUUGGUAAACGAACUUACGAAGUAGCCACGGAUAAACUGAUUCACUUUGCUGAGUUGGUCCAUGAAACUCUGUCAGAGGGAGGCUCAGGAGCGCUCCAACAGCGUGGUAAAGGCGAGUCAGUUCGUCGUGACGGCGGAGCCAAUCCUAAACCGCCAUCUUACAUGUCCCGUCAUUCCAAGUACACGCCGGCUUCCCUGGCAAAAGAAGCUCGCGAAACUGUUAAGUCAGUCAAAUCACUUAUAGAGGAAGAACCCCUUCCGUUUGGAUGGGAGGAGGCCUUCACAACAGAUGGUGUCAGAUAUUAUAUCAAUCACGUGACACAGCAAACGUCUUGGCUCCAUCCUGUCAGUCAAGUUCAACAUUUGCCGCCUAUUGCAGAAAACGAAGACAACGUCAGAGAAUCGCAAACGUGACGUCAGUGCACCGCACACGCGUCACGUGAUCCCCAUCCAAGAGCUUGUGACAGUAGUGGUGUAAACUUCAGAAGAGCGUUAUCAAUUGUAAGGCAAAUGUAAACCAAAGAAUCGAUAACAGCCGAUCAUGGCCAUUGUGAAGCAACACGUGAAAACAAGAUGUGAGGUCGGCGCCGAGCCAAGGAAAUCAUCUGCUUUGUUUAGUCAUACUUAUAAAUAAUCGCGUAGGUGGCUCUAGCGUUCACAAAAUCUUUCUAAAAUUUGGAAAAGCUUUAGUCUGUAAAGAAAGUUGAACAUAAAAGUAGUUUAUUAUCCGUGGCUAAUUUAUACUGUUGAAAUGUUGAAUGCUGCUGUUGAAGCUGAACUAACACAUUUCCUAUAUGAGAGAGAAAUUUAAUCUAUAUUGCAAACGGAAAAAGGAAAAAUGAUAAGAUUUUAUCAUCCAUGCGAUGCACAGAAAAAAUGAAUUGAAACGAUUACAAGCAAACUGAAAUGUAUGAAUUUUUUUUUUUAAUUUUUUAUCAAGCUUACAGGAGCAUUUUGCCUUAUAUUGAUUGUUUUGCUUAUUUAUUAUACCUCACUCUUUCUGUUUUUGGUGUAGAUAUUGCAAAAAUUUGUUUGUUUUAGAAUGGUGUUUUACAAUCUUUUCACUCCCAAUAUCUCUCAUGGAUUUUCCUUACUCUCUGUUUUUCUUUUCUUUUCCACACGUUCUAGUUGUGUGAAUUUCUAGUAAAAUAAAGUAGUAUCUUCUAGCUGAUAUUUCUCUUUAGUCUCAUUGCUCUUCUCUCAUUGCUUGAAAAUGAAUCAUUGCCUUAGGAGAACUAAAUUAUUUGUCACCCUUGUCAGUGAAAGGGUUUUUAACAAACUAGAACAGUGUGGUUCUUUCUAGCCUGGCUUUUAAAUAAGGAUAUUUCUGUAUGGGAGUAUUAAUUAUGUAAAUAGUAGUCUAAAAUAUGAUUGCCUUAAAUCUGACAAAAUCUAUCAACUUAUCUUAUCAUGGAAUUGUUAAUCGUCAUUAAAUAUUAUAGGUUUGAUAUGGGAAGUUUCUCCAUUUUUCCUCCAUCUUGUUCAACCGGUAUAUUUUUAUAAAAUGAGUGCAGUGGCCUCAGAGAGUAUUUCUGACUGCUAAAGUAUGGUAGUUGGAACACAUCAUGUGAUCACAUCUUUGGCAUCUAUAUAGUGUGAUAGAGACCAGUACAUUUGGUCAUCAAUAAAAUAUAGUAUAACUUUUA
This is a messenger RNA of Pocillopora damicornis (cauliflower coral), 4463 nucleotides long. RefSeq names its product syntaxin-binding protein 4. The record is from RefSeq and is a predicted model, not a curated record. Gene Ontology annotation, molecular function: protein binding. NCBI's taxonomy places the organism in Eukaryota, Metazoa, Cnidaria, Anthozoa, Scleractinia, Pocilloporidae. Gene Ontology annotation, cellular component: cytoplasm. Gene Ontology annotation, biological process: signal transduction.